AUGCCUGAGGCGACAGGGAACAAUCCUCCUAACCCUAUAGACUUUAUGGCGGCUCUAGGGAAUAUGGCCGCGGCGAUGCAAGCGACAGCCGAAGCCCUGGGAAACCAAAUAAAUAAUGGUAACAAUGGCAACAACGACGAAGAUGGCCCUAUGACGCUUUCCUCCUUCCUGAAGGUUCAUCCUCUGACCUUCAGAGGAACCUCGAAUCCUACUGAUGCAGAUAAUUGGAUACAAGCUAUUGAGCGAGCAUUACAGGCUCAGCAGGUUUCUGAAGAACAAUGCGUUGAGUUUGGGACUUACCAGCUGCAAGGUGAAGCUCAGCAUUGGUGGCAGGGCAUGAGGCUCAUUCUGCAGCCUGAUGGGGUUGUGAUCUCUUGGGAGUUGUUCCGAGAAGAAUUCUAUAAGAAAUACUUUUCCAGUUCAGCCAGAAAUGCUAAGGAACCUGAACUGCUUCAGCUGAAACAAGGCCAGAUGACCAUCACUGAGUACAGUAGCAGGUUUGAGGAACUGUGCCGUUUCUCACAGAUUUGUCAGGGAGCUCUUGAGGACUUUGCUGAGUGA
This is a messenger RNA of Arachis stenosperma, 561 nucleotides long. RefSeq lists its product as uncharacterized. NCBI's taxonomy places the organism in Eukaryota, Viridiplantae, Streptophyta, Magnoliopsida, Fabales, Fabaceae. Bases 1 to 561 code for a protein of 186 amino acids. The record is from RefSeq and is a predicted model, not a curated record. The transcript has a single exon.